Messenger RNA from Neoarius graeffei (lesser salmon catfish), 2909 nucleotides. It is a transcript of the gene mdm2, whose product is annotated as MDM2 proto-oncogene. Gene Ontology annotation, biological process: regulation of cell cycle; negative regulation of apoptotic process. Gene Ontology annotation, molecular function: identical protein binding; ubiquitin protein ligase activity. Bases 621 to 2003 code for a protein of 460 amino acids. Lineage: Eukaryota; Metazoa; Chordata; Actinopteri; Siluriformes; Ariidae. The record is from RefSeq and is a predicted model, not a curated record. Gene Ontology annotation, cellular component: nucleus. The transcript has 11 exons.
UUCCGGUGCUGCAGGAACUGAGACAUGUCCGGGCAUGUAGCGCGUCUCACGGCGCACUAGCUCCGCCCCCUUUCUGUCUCAUACUAGCGCACUACAAAUCAGCUACACCGUCACCAUGGUUACCGUGCACGUGAAGAAGGAGCCCGCUCGUGCGCUGAUUCCAUCACCAUGGUUACCGUGUGCACGCCACACUUCCGCACUAAACAGUAUUCUUAAACAGCAUGACGUCUCUCUGUCCUACUGUGCUUUACUUUAGUUCCUGGUUGCUAUAGCAACGUCAGGGCCUGGGGCAUAAAGUCAUGCUGGAUAAUAUAAUAUAGUAUAAUAAUAAUAAUUUUUAUGGCGCUGGUGGUGUUUUUGCUUUGGCGUACUAGUUAGUAGGUUAGUAGGCAGGCUGAACAAUCAUGCUUGGGCAUGUUGAGUCCAGUCCCCGCCCUAAAACGCAUCAGGAGUCGCUCAUGCUAGCCCUGACAUGUCUCUCUCUCUCUCUCUCUGUCCCUUUAAAUUGGUGUGACCCACUCAGACUUUCUCACUCAGCUGAGCUGAGGCACUUUAUGUACAGAUGAAGAGUAUAAUAUAAUAUAUAUACACAGGUUUAUUUAUUUGAUUUAAGAUAUUCCAUGGCCAUGGCUGCAGAAAAUUGUCUGAGCAGUUCGCAGAUCAACAAGAUUGACAAUGAAAAGCUGGUAAGACCCAAAGUGCAAUUGCAAACCCUGUUAAAAGAUGCAGGAGCAGAUAAAGAUGUUUUCACCAUGAAGGAGGUCAUGUUCUACCUGGGCAAAUACAUCAUGAGCAAAGAGUUAUACGACAAGCAGCAGCAGCACAUCGUGCACUGUGGAAACGACGCUCUCGGUGCCGUACUCGGAGUGGCCAGCUUCUCCGUCAAAGAACCAAGAGCUUUGUUUGCAAUGAUUUCUAAAAAUCUCAUAGCAGUGAAAAUUCCAGAGUCUCAGUCAACAUUUAGAGAACGUAGAGCUCUGAGUGACACUGACCGAGGGCCUGAGGAAACAAACCCGCGAUCGUCCACCUCCACGCAGCAACAGCGCAGGAGACGGCGGAGCAGUGGUCCUGCGAGCAUGUCAGUUGAGGAGGAAUCCGGCGAGCCUCGGAAGAGGCAGAAGUCCGACAGUAUCUCCCUGACGUUCGACGACAGCCUGUCAUGGUGUGUGAUCGGAGGCCUGCGCAGAGAGAGAGGGAGCAGCGAGUCUUCAGUAUCGCACAGCAAUUCGGAUGUAGGUAGAUCUCACAGUGAGGAGAGUGAUGAUUCUGACUCCGAUAACUUCAGUGUGGAGUUUGAGGUGGAGUCGAUCAAUUCGGACGCCUACAGCGAGAACGAUGAAGACUCCGUACCAGGAGACGAUGAGGUUUAUGAGGUUACAAUCAUUGCAGAGGACGAGGAUUCUUUUGACGAAGAUACGGAGAUCACCGAAGAGGACUACUGGAAAUGUGCCGAGUGUGAUGAGCUGAACCCUCCGCUCCCCCGCCACUGCAAAAGCUGCUGGAAGGUUCGACCAGGGUGGCUUCCCGAGAUUUGCUCUGCAUCCGAGAACCCCAGCAACGACGCGCAGACCGAUACCGCCUGCAUCAACACGGGCCUCGAAGCCAACGCACCAUGCGCCGAGUCUCCCACGCCGACCCUCGACCCGGACGAAGGCGUAGACGUCCCGGACGGCAAGAGCUCACGCUCGCAGAGUACUUCCUGCUCCGACUCUCAGGGCUCGUCUGUCUGCUAUUCACAGCCGUCUACUUCCUCCAGUCAGGACGAAGCGCCCGAGCUGGAGCGCACCAGCAGCUUGAACAGCACCGAGUCGUGCCUGCCUGCGUCCUGCCUGGAGCCCUGCGUCAUCUGCCAGAGCAGACCCAAGAACGGCUGCAUCGUCCACGGACGCACCGGACACCUCAUGGCCUGCUACACCUGCGCCAAGAAGCUCAAAAAGCGCAACAAGCUCUGCCCCGUGUGCAGGGAGCCCAUCCAGUCCGUCGUCCUCACCUACGUCAGCUGAGGGGGAACCGGACACACACGCUGUUCAGUUACCUCACUGUCCUUCCGUCACGGGGAAGAGACCGCACGUUUAAGUACUGCCCGUACCCCUUGUUCAUGCUAGCAAGAGACCCGAUUUCAGGGACGUUUAAAUUGAGACUUCCUGUCCAUUUCUUACCUGCGGUGCACUGGUGAUGCACAGAAAUCUUAAGAAAAUUGAAUUGGUUUUAUCUUGUCCUGUAGCUGCACGUGUAGACACGCGCUGAAGCUUAGAAAGGAGCGCAGAGAUCUUUGGUGUUUCUGGCGAGUGUACACAGUGAAGACUUGUGAUGCCUCAGAUCAUCUAAAUCUGCGAACGAAGCACAACCUGUCGCUCGAGCAACCGAUAUAACUACCAUCGAUCCUUUUCAGGAAAAAAAAAUAAUAAAUCUGGAUUUGUCUCUUGCUAGCGUGAACACAGGGUAACAGAUUAAAUACUAAAUAUAUCAGCAACUAUUACAAAUUAAUGUAGAUUAAACGUAAAUAGUAUAACUUCUUUUUAAAAGCAUUCUAUUUAUAAAAUCAAUGAAUGUAAAAAGUUAUUUAUGAUCGUUGACGUUCGUGUGCUAGAUUUACAUAUUUUGGAGGCGUGUAUGGGUUAAAGCAGAUUGGAGUGAGCUAAUUUAAUUUUCAGUGCUAUAUGAAGUAAGCGGGCUGUAAGGGAUCGUUUAUACCGUAUGAACAGGUUUAAGGGGCGUAUGGCUUGUACAAGUGUUUCUUUUUACUCGCAGUAUGUGAUUUACUGACAGUUGUAUAUAUUUUUAAUUUAUAUAAGGUAAAUACGGAGCAGUGUUAUUGGAUUAUUUUGGAUGCUCUCGGAAGUGUGUUUGGAAUUUAAAGUUCUUAUUUUCACUAGAUUGAGUGGAGAAAUAAAUGAUUAAAUUCAAAA